Messenger RNA from Diuraphis noxia (Russian wheat aphid), 1704 nucleotides. RefSeq names its product matrix metalloproteinase-20-like. The record is from RefSeq and is a predicted model, not a curated record. Lineage: Eukaryota; Metazoa; Arthropoda; Insecta; Hemiptera; Aphididae. Gene Ontology annotation, biological process: collagen catabolic process; extracellular matrix organization; proteolysis. Gene Ontology annotation, cellular component: extracellular matrix. Gene Ontology annotation, molecular function: metalloendopeptidase activity; zinc ion binding.
GGUUACUUGAUAGUAAGUAUAACUAUUUUUAAUUAAUAAUGAAUUAUAAACUAUUAUGUACGUGUAUUUGGUGGUUUACCGUAACAAUUACUUGUUCACCUUUAUCACAAAAUCGAACAAUUAGAGAGAACAAUAGUGAAAAAAUAUAUCAAAAUCAAGAUAUGAUUAAAUUUAUGCAAAAAUUUGGAUAUUUGGAUCAAGAUGGUCCCCAAGCAUUAACUGCCAAAGAUGAAUUGGUAACUGCUUUGAAAUUAGUACAAAAGUUCGGUGGAUUAGAACAGACAGGAGUAAUUGAUAAUGAUACAUUAAAGUUAGUGAAGUCAAAACGUUGCGGUGUACCUGACAUAUCGCUAAAACAAAAGAAUACCAAGAAUAAAAGAUUUGUUACACCUUCGAAUGGUUGGAACAAACGAACUAUUACUUAUUUUAUAUCUAAUUUUACCCCAAAAUUAUCACGUGCUGGUAUAACGAAUGAAAUUCAAAGAGCAUUUACAAAGUGGAGUCGGUAUAGUCGAAUCACUUUUUCAGAAGUAUAUAAUGCUAAUGCUGACAUUUUCAUUUCAUUUGGCAUUUCCAAUCAUGGAGAUCAAUUUCCGUUUGAUGGGCCUGGUAAUGUCCUUGCACAUGCGUUUUAUCCAACAGAACUUGGAUCUUUAGGCGGAGAUAUACAUUUUGACGAUAGCGAAGACUGGACAUUGGAUAAAUCUUAUAAAAAUGGUGUCGAUUUCUAUUCUGUGGCUAUUCAUGAAAUAGGCCACAGUUUAGGAUUGGGACAUUCGUCAGAACCCAAUUCUAUUAUGAAUCCCUAUUAUACGGGUCCACAACCUCAAGAUAUUGGAUAUGAUGAUAUAUUAGGAAUGCAUUCUUUAUAUAUUUCUAGAACUUUGCCCGAAGAUCAUGUGACUUUUGUACCAAGUACUAUUCAACCACAGCCGAAUGUACCUCACAAACCACAUGUACAUUGGUCUUUAUUUAGCCAUGAAACAUGUACAGAUGAUAACAUAAUAACACUAGAAUCAGUGACUACUUAUAAGCCCGAAGUCUCUACUCGUAAAAAUGAUAAUAUUGAUGAAUGCAAAGGUAAUUUUGAUGCUAUAUCAUGUUUCCGUGGAGAAAUUUUCGUGUUUAAAAACAGCCUAUUAUGGAGAUUAAACAACCCAGGAUCCAUACUACCGCGUUAUCCGGUACAAUUAUUAAGGUUUUUUCAAGUACUGGCAGAUUCCAACCAGACUAUUGUCAAAAUUGAUGCAGCAUACGAAAGACCGGACUCUAAUAUUGUUUUGUUUCAUGGCAAUAGUUAUUAUGUAUUCAAUGGAAAUCAUUUGAUAGAAAAUAGUCCAAGAUCUAUCAUGGAUUAUGGAUUUCCAMAUUUUGUUAAUAGAGUUGAUGCAGUUAUGAUACAUGGAUUACCACCAACAACUUAUCUUUUCAGCGGGGAAUAUUUUUGGUCAUAUGAUGAUCAACAUAAAUUGUUAUUACAAAGGCAUAGAUCAAUUAAAGAACAUUUCAAAGGCGUAAGAACUCCAAUAGAUGACAUUCUCACAUGGAAAUCUGGAGAUACAUAUUUCUUUUCCGGAAAUCAGUUUUGGAAGUAUAAUCAUAGUCACAAUAAGACGGAAGAAGGAUACCCAAAAAAUGCUGCAGAAUUUUUGCUCGGAUGUAAUAUUCUUAAUUUAUAGUUUUACUAUUAUUAUUAACAUUAUA